This is a messenger RNA of Calidris pugnax (ruff), 2559 nucleotides long. RefSeq names its product cryptochrome DASH-like. The transcript has 14 exons. The coding region runs from base 379 to 1950 and encodes 523 amino acids. Gene Ontology annotation, biological process: photoreactive repair. NCBI's taxonomy places the organism in Eukaryota, Metazoa, Chordata, Aves, Charadriiformes, Scolopacidae. Gene Ontology annotation, molecular function: FAD binding; deoxyribodipyrimidine photo-lyase activity; damaged DNA binding. The record is from RefSeq and is a predicted model, not a curated record.
CGAGCUGGGCUAAGGGGGUCAGGCUGAGGGAAGACAGAACCGGGCCGGGCUGAGGGGGUCAGGCUGAGAGAGGGCGGAACCGGGCCGGGCUGAGGGAGCGGAGCCGGGCUGAGGAAGGAGUGAGCCGAGCCGAACCGAGCCAGGUUGAGGUACCGGGCUGAGGGAGAAGGGAGCCGAGCCGGGCUGAGGUACCGGGCUGAGGGAAGAGGGGGCCGAGCCGGGUUGAGGUACCGGGCUGAGGGAAGAGGGGGCCGAGCCGAACCGAGCCGGGCUGAGGUGCCGGGCUGAGGGAGGAGGGAGCCGGGCCGAACCGAGCCGGGCUGAGGUGCCGGGCUGAGGGAGGCCACGGUGAGGCGAGACCGGCCCCGUGGAGGCAGCAUGUCGGGGGCGGCGAGGACAGCCAUCUGCCUGCUGCGCUGCGACCUGCGCGCCCACGAUAACCAGGUGCUCCACUGGGCUCAGGGCAACGCGGAUUUCGUUGUUCCCCUCUACUGCUUCGACCCGCGGCACUACCUGGGCACCCACUGCUACGGCUUUCCAAAGACGGGGCCCCACCGGCUCAGGUUUUUGCUGGAAAGUGUGAAGGAUCUAAGAGAGACACUCAAGAAAAAAGGAAGUACCCUGGUUGUGAGGAAGGGGAAGCCAGAAGAUGUGGUCCGUGAUCUGAUUACUCAGCUGGGCUCUGUCAGCGCUGUGGCUUUCCAUGAGGAGGCCACGCAGGAGGAGCUGGAUGUGGAGAAGGGGCUGUGCCAGGUGUGUAGUCAGCACGGGGUGAAAAUCCAGACGUUCUGGGCAUCCACGCUAUAUCAUCGGGACGACCUUCCCUUCAGGUCCAUUUCCAGGUUGCCUGAUGUCUACACCCAUUUCCGAAAAGCGGUGGAAUCUGAGGCGAAGGUCCGGCCAACCCUGCGCAUGGCAGAUCAGCUGAAGCCUCUGCCUCCAGGGGUAGAAGAAGGGUGUAUCCCUACAAUGGAGGAUUUGGGACAGAAGGAUCCUGUGACUGAUCCACGAACAGCCUUCCCCUGCAGUGGAGGAGAGACCCAGGCUUUAAUGAGACUGCAGUAUUAUUUCUGGGACACGAACCUGGUUGCAUCUUACAAGGAGACUCGGAAUGGACUGGUGGGAAUGGAUUACUCAACCAAAUUUGCACCAUGGCUGGCUCUGGGCUGCAUUUCACCUCGAUACAUCUAUGAGCAGAUUCAGAAGUAUGAAAAAGAGAGAACGGCAAAUCAGAGCACAUACUGGGUCCUGUUUGAACUGCUGUGGCGGGAUUACUUCCGAUUUGUGGCCCUGAAGUAUGGCAAAAGGAUUUUCUCAUUAAGAGGGCUUCAAAGUAAAGAAGUCCCCUGGAAAAAGGACCUUCAGCUCUUUGACUGUUGGAAAGAGGGCAAAACAGGGGUUCCUUUUGUGGAUGCCAACAUGCGAGAGCUGGCUGCCACCGGCUUCGUGUCUAACAGAGGGAGGCAGAACGUGGCCAGCUUUCUCACCAAGGACCUGGGGCUGGACUGGAGGAUGGGGGCAGAGUGGUUUGAAUACCUGCUGGUGGAUUACGACGUUUGUAGCAAUUACGGCAACUGGUUGUACAGCGCUGGCCUUGGCAACGACCCACGGGACAACAGGAAGUUUAACAUGAUUAAACAAGGCCUGGAUUACGAUGGCAACGGGGAUUACGUCCGGCUGUGGGUCCCGGAGCUACAGGGGAUAAAGGGAGCAGAAAUCCACACCCCCUGGGCUCUGAGCGCUGCUGCUCUCUCCCAGGCAGGAGUGACUCUGGGUGACACCUACCCACAGCCCGUUGUGACAGCCCCAGAGUGGAGCAGACACAUCAACCAGAGGCCCCAGGGACAAAGACCCCACCCCAGGGGCAAGAGGGGACCCGCACACACGCCGAGGCAGCACAAAGACAGAGGGAUAGAUUUUUACUUCUCUCGUAAGAAGGAUGUACAGUGAGAGCUCUCCGGGUGCGUGCAGGAGCUUGUGCUGCUGAAGAUGCCAGGAUAAUGGUUAAUCUCUUUGCAUCCAGCCCACGGUACAAGUCUGUUUGGCCCCCACCAAACAACUAGGAUCUGCUUCUCAGGUGUUCCCAGGGAUGGGAUGUGGAUCCUUGGAGGCUGGGAAUCACCGACCGCGCUGAUGGGAUCUCCUGUUUCCCCUGUGGUGCUUGGGCUGCUGCUGUGGGCUCACAAGAACUUCACCUGUCCCUCUCCAGGAGGGGCUGCCUUUCAGUACCAAGCAUCUGACUCCCAGGGUAUUGCUCUCAACUCUGCAAAGCCCUAACUAAUUAAUUAACCAAAAUAGCCUUUCUGUUUGGAGGAGGUGUGACUGCUUUCCCAGUGCCUCUUGCUUUGUGCUGGUGCUUACAGCUGUUACAGCUACAUUUCCACCUCUCUUUACAGGUGGUUGGUGUGUCAGUCACAACUCUUCCUAGUGAACUUUCCUAUGCUAUAUUUUUUUUCAUGUUUUAAAGCUUUAAAACUGCUCGUCAAUGAGCAAUUAAAAGUUUUGCUACUGGAAUAUUUCCUCUAAAUCAUUUCCACAGAGACCCACAGACAGUGAGAU